Molecule: messenger RNA, 3135 nt
Organism: Gastrolobium bilobum
Lineage: Eukaryota; Viridiplantae; Streptophyta; Magnoliopsida; Fabales; Fabaceae
Exons: 3
Coding region: 1-3135 (1044 amino acids)
Source: RefSeq, a predicted model, not a curated record
AUGGAGGUUUGUUGGAGGAGUAUUCUUGAGAUGCAGGAUUGCCUUGAUGUGUGUGGGGUCUCUGACAUAGGAUUCAAGGGCCCUAGUUACACUUGGAAGAGGGGUAACUUACAAGAAAGAAUUGAUAGAGCUUGUGCAAAUAAGGAGUGGAAUACGGCUUGGCCCAACAGAUUUCUUGGUCAUCUUCCAUUCUUCAAUUUGGAUCAUAAACCAAUUCUGGUCAGCAAUUAUCAAACUACCCGAGAGUUGAAUAGUGUGAAGCAAUUCAAGUUCCUUGCUACAUGGCAGACAAACCCAGAUUUUGGGAAUAUUGUAAAAAAGUGUUGGGAGAAGAAAGAGGCUUGGUCUGAAGCUAGAAUAGAGUUUGAGGUUGAAGCUUCCAACUGGAACCAUCAUGUGUUUAGAGAGGAGAUGAGACAAAAGCAUAGAUUAUAUGCUAGAAUCCAGGGCAUUGAUAUGGAGCUGGAAUCUAGAUAUGAUAGGGACCUUGUGAGGUUGCAGGGUGAUCUUUGGAAGGAUUUGGAGAUGAUCUUGCUUAGAGAGGAACUGUCUUGGUUCCAAAGAUCUAGAGUUUCUUGGCUGAAAUUUGGUGAUAAAAACACAAAGUUCUUCCAUUCGACUACCAUUGCUAGAAGAAGAAACAACAAAGUGAUGACCAUCAAGAAUAAGAUGGGAGAGUGGACUGCAGACUCUAAUGAUCUUGUGAAUACAGUUGUGGGCUACUUUGAGAAACUAUUUCUGGUUGAGGAAGGGGCUAUUGAGGAUUAUCCCAUCAAGGGUGUUUUCCCCAGGUUGGAGGCUGUUGAGUUGAAUAAGUUAGCCAUAUUCCUGAUGAGGAGGAGAUUAAGAACAUUGUUUUUAAAAUGGGUAGAUUUAAAACUCCAGGGCUGGAUGGUUCAGGAUGUUAAUCAAACUCAUCUUUGUUUGAUUCCUAAAAAAGACAAUCCAGAAUCUAUGAAAGAUUUUAGGCCAAUAAGCCUGUGCAGUGUUUCUUACAAGCUGGUUACAAAGAUUAUUGCUGAUAGAUUAAGGGAGUUGAUGCCUAAACUGGUUAGUCCGAAUCAGUGUGCUUUUAUCAAAGGUAGGAAUAGUGCUGAUAAUAUCCUGGUGGCUCAAGAGAUCAUUAACUCAAUGCAAAGGAAGAAGGGUGAUAAGCGGGAUGAUUUGGAUUUGCCUAGCAAUCUGGUUUCUGUCAUUGAUAAAUGUAUUGGCACUAGUGAAUUGAAUGUGCUUUGGAAUGGGAAACCUACUAAAUUCUUCAAGCCUUCCAGAGGUAUAAGGCAAGGGGAUCCUAUAUCCCCUCACCUUUUUGUUCUUUGCAUUGAAAGACUUGGCCAUCUGAUCCAAGUAGCUAAUGAGGUUAAGGCCUGGAAACCUAUUUUGCUUAGGAAAAACGGUCCUCUAAUUUCACACCUAUUCUUUGCUGAUGACAUCUUGCUUUGUAUGGAGGCUUCUUUGGAGCAGGCUUUUGUGGUGAACCAAGUUCUCAGGGUGUUUGCUUUGAGCUCUGGUCAGAAUAUUAGCCUGGAUAAGACUCGUGUCUUCUUCUCUAAAAAUGUUGGCUUCAACAAAUCUAAGGAGAUCAGCGAAUGCUUAGGCAUAAGGAGUACUCCUAAUUUGGGGAAAUACUUGGGAGUAUAUUUGAAUCAUUCUAGAGUUACCAAAGCAUCCUUUGGUCAUGUAAUGGAUAGGGUCAAGAGCAGGCUGAGUUCUUGGAAUGCCAAGUCUUUAUCUCUAGCUGGAAGAUUGACUCUGGUUAAAUCAGUUAUGGCUGCAAUGCCAAACUAUGCUAUGCAAACAGCCUGGAUCCCUAAAUCUAUGUGUGAAAAUAUUGAAAAGCAGGCUCGUGGAUUUAUUUGGGGCUCCACUGAAAAUAAGAGAGGUGUGCAUCUAGUUAAUUGGGAAACUAUGUGCACUAGGAAGCUGUCUGGAGGUGCUGGCUUGAGAAAUAUUAAAGCUUUUAAUCAAGCUUUUGUCAUGAAGGUGGGCUUUGGUUUAUUAACAAAGAAGGAGACUCUGUGGGCCAGAGUUCUGAGAAAUAAAUACAAAGUUGAAGAGGGUCUGGUUCCCAGAAUUGCUAGAUCAGUUGGUGAUAGUAAUAUUUGGAGGGGUUUGUGUUCUUCUUGGAAUCAAAUUCUGGCUGGGUCUAGUAUAGUAAUGGGGGAUAGGAGGCUCAUAAAUUUUUGGUUAGAUUGCUGGGUUCUUGGAAUAGGGAGGCUUAUUGACAAGGCUACUGCACAUGUUCCUGUCGGUGCUCAAACUUGGAGAGUAGCUAACUGUGUGACCCAGAAUGGUGGAUGGGACUGGGAUAAGUUCAAUAGGUACCUUUCUACAGAAGUUUGUGAAGUUAUUGCUGAUAUUGAGGUCCCUAAGGUGGAUGAUGGCACUGAUAAGGUCAUUUGGAGGCCUUCUAGCAAUGGAUUGUUCUCUGUCAGGUCUGCCUACCAGUUCAUCAGAGAUGAGGCAGCUAACUUGCCUAAUCAGGAUAAUUUGUGGGAUUGUGCUUGGAAGUGGCAGGAUCCUGAAAGGAUAAAGCAUUUUUUAUGGCUUCUUCUAGGGAAUAGUCUCCUGACUAAUGAGCAAAGGUAUAGAAGACACAUGGGUGGAGAGGCUCACUGUCCCAGGUGCUGCCACCCCUGUGAAGAUUGCAAACAUGUAAUGUGGGAUUGUCCUUGGGCUAAGAAGGUCUGGAUGCUAUUAAAUCCUAAGUUCAAUGUGAUCCAUUUCUCUGGUAGCAGCUUUUCAGAUUGGCUUAGAAGCAACCUGAAGAUCAAAAAGGAGAAGGGUCUGGAGCAGGGCUGGAGCCUCACGUUUAGAGCCACCUGCUGGAUGCUAUGGCAAGCUAGAAACAAUCUAGUCUUUAGAAAUAAAGUGUGCUCUCCUGAAAGUUUUUGCUUUAAGGUUAGAACUUAUGUUAAUGGUAUUAUUCAGGCUGAAAAAACCUUAGGAGUGAUUGAUAAUAGCCCAAGGAAAAUGGAGGACUGUAGUGUGAGUUGGCAGCCUCAUCUUGAGGGCUGGAUUAAAAUUAAUUUAGAUAGAGCCUGCUCCCUAGAUGGUUUGAGAAGUGGAUGUGGUGGGGUCUUGCGUAAUAGUAAUGGUAGAUGGAUUGUAGGAUUUAUGAAGAAAGUUGGCUAA